CGCAGGGACGGGCGAGGGGCGGGAGGGCAGGGGCGAAGCGUGUACGCGCGACGCACGUGGCACGCUCGGAAUACACGCGUUUCGGCACGUAACACGGCGUUCUCGCGCUCGCGCGACACGCCGUACGCAAUCGACGCUUUAGGCUUCGUCUAAGCACGAUGGACCCGCGCUUGCACAGAAGAUCCGAGGCGGAAAAGGCGCCGGGCGACUUGAUCGUCGAGUGGUUAAACGAGGCCUCGAUGGGCCCCACUGAGGAAAUUAAGAUCGCAAACAUAUGCAAAGUGCAGGAACUCCUGUUGAACAAGGAGCCGCACUUGUUAGAGCCCUAUUUAAACGACAUUCUACAAUUCUCGUUGGACAGAAGCGCCGAGGUCAGAAAGACUGUUACAGGAUUUAUCGAAGAAGCCGGGAUAAAGUAUCCGGAGGUGAUCCCACGCAUAGUUCAAAUACUCCUCAGGCUGGCGUCCGACGAAACGUCGGUUGUAGCUAAACGGGCACUCAGGGCCAGCGGCAGAAUUCUCAGGGUCGCUCUCAAAUGGAUCGCCAGUGCCACUGUCGUUACAACUGAAAUGGAAUUGGCAUGGACGCAGCUAAGCGCCCUCAAGGUUCAAAUUAUAAAUAUGAUUGACAGCGACAACGAUGGAAUAAGGACACAAGCCGUAAAGUUUCUCGAGGGCGUGAUAUUAAUACAGACAUAUCCAGAUCCCGACAGCCCGAAGAAGACCGAUGACUUCUCUCUCGAGGAUAUUCCGCUAACGUUGAAAAUAGCACGCAGACGGAAAUUGGAAGAAGAGGCGAAUCACGUUAUGGAUUUGCUGAUCAAGUUUCACGGGUCUCCACAUGUCAGCAGCGUUAACUUAAUGACGUGCAUGGGAUCCUUGGCGUUAAUCGCUAAAAUGAGACCACAAUUUAUGCCAAAUGUAAUUCAAGCUUUACAAAGGUUGCAACACGAUCUACCACCGACGCUGUCCGAUUCUCAAGUAACCAGUGUGCAAAAACAAUUGAAACUUACUCUUCUCGGUUUGAUGAAACACCCUGCUAGCAUAGAGUUUGCUUCGACCAUAGCUAAACAGCUGACUCAGCUUGGAGCGAAAGAACAGGAAAUUAUUAAAGCUUAUCCAAAACCGGAAGACGUCCGUCGGAUGAAAAAGCGUCAACAGGAGAUAGCGGCUGCUACUGCUGCGAAACGGCCAAAAAUUGAAGUGACUUUAAUACCCGAUGAAGCAGAAGCAGCACCGAGUCCUGUCCCGGCGCCUAAAUUACCAGACUUGAUUGAACUGUCUGAAAAUUUUAUUUCUGAAAGACUCAGUGUAGAGAUUGCAACAGAUUUAGUGAUGGACAGUAUGGCAUGGGUCCCGGAUACUAUGACGACAAUUUUUCAAAGAGAAUAUCAACCCACGGCAACUACUGAUAUUAAUAUACAACGUCAAACAAUUGCCAGACUUUUAGCGGCACAAAUCAAACAGACUAAAGCAAAAAAGAGCAAAAAAGAUAAGGAAGAGGAUGCCGUGAUGGAAGACCUAAUUAAGAAUCCCACCAUUAGCGUAGCCGAGGCAAAGCGGGAGCGUAAACGUGAAAAAGAUCGGGAGAAAGAGAAGGAGGCGAAAGCGUCGUUGGAGGCUCAUGAAAAAUCUCUGGCAAAAGCCAGAAAUCGUUUGAAGGCGUUGAAAUUAGUUGAAGUGACAAAACCACUUCCGAAAGAGAUUAAAGAACGAAUGUUACUGAUGGCAGUCAAUAGGAUAUUACUUUCAGAAAAGACUGCGGUUCUUGGUGGCGUAGCUGCUGUAAGAUCCAAAAUUCUGACUACGCUAGCGGCCACCUUCAAUCCUUACAUUAAAGAAGCUGUGCUGCGUUAUAUUACCGAUGACAUGCGAAAUCGACUAGAUUUAGCGCUAGGUUGGCUAUAUGAAGAGUAUGCGUUGCUACAGGGAUUUCAAAGGCGCACUACGUUGUGUACAAAACCACAAGAAGCCCCACAUCAGGCAUAUAAUUUCUUAUUGUGCACUUUGGUUUCAGCUAUUGACUUGAUUCAGGGCAAAGAUCGCGAUACUCUGUUAUCAAGACUUUAUCUGGAAGCCCCGUUAAUAACAGAGGAAGCUGUAGACGCUUUAAAACUGGUGUCGUCUGAUGAGACUAGAGGUCUCGUGCCAUUGCAGCUUUUGAAAGAAAUGGUAGUGCGUAGACCAACGAAACAACUGGUAUUUUUAAACGUUUUGUUAUGCCACACCGGACAUGAAAACAAUACGAUACGGGAGGCUGCAAUACAAUUGGUCUGUCAGUUAUACAGCCGAGCAGACUUAAGUAAACUGAUCGAGGAAUAUGCAGUUCUGUAUUUAGGAUUUUUGCGCCUUCAUAAUCCACCGGAGAUUGUUUUCGGGCAGGACAGAGGCAGACCGCAAAUCGAGAGUCUGUGGACCGAAUCGACUACACGUGCCUGCCUGGGAUUAUAUCUUGCUCUUCUCAGCGAACAUCAAGAUCUCAUUCACGAAUUGGCUAGAGUAUAUACGUCAAUGGGAGCAGAUGUGAAACGUAUUGUGUUAAGACUGGUGGAAGGGCCAGUGAGAUCUCUGGGUAUGGGUAGCCCGCAACUGCUCGCACUUGUUGAAAACUGUCCAAAAGGGUCUGAAACUUUAGUCACAAGGAUCAUACAUAUCCUUACGGAGAAAUCUGCCCCAAGCGCAGAGUUGGUAGCCAGGGUACGCGAGUUAUAUCAGACUAGAGUCUCCGAUGUCAGAUUUUUAAUACCUGUUCUGAAUGGACUGACAAAGAAAGAAGUGAUCGCCGCAUUACCAAAAUUAAUAAAAUUAAAUCCUAUCGUCGUAAAAGAGGUGUUUAAUAGAUUACUCGGAACACAUAAUAACGACAGCGGGGUACCUCAUACGUCGCCUAUUACGCCUGCGGAAUUAUUGAUAGCUCUACAUAAUAUAGAUCCAAGCAAGGCUGAAUUAAAGACCGUCAUUAAAGCAACGUCUCUUUGUUUCGCUGAGAAACAAGCGUACACGCAGGAAACAGUCGCCGUUGUGAUGCAACACCUCAUGGAGAUGACGCCUUUACCGACAUUAUUGAUGCGCACAGUCAUACAAAGUCUGGCACUUUACCCCAGGCUAAGUGGGUUCGUUAUGAACAUACUACAACGUCUGAUUCUGAAGCAAGUGUGGAAACAGCCGAAAGUGUGGGAAGGUUUCGUCAAGUGCUGCGAACGCACGCAGCCGCAAAGUUUCGCUGUUAUUUUGCAGUUACCACCGGCACAGUUAGCGGAGGCACUCCGAAUGGCGAGCAAUUUACGUGCUCCUUUACUAGCUCAUGUUGAAGCUUUUGCCGAGAAUCAGAAAGCACACAUUCCACAAUCAAUAAUGGAUGUCAUACAGGGUAAAGUGCCCUGUGACAUGCACGAUGAAUUUGAUAUUGCACCACCUGAUGAUUAUUCGAAUGAUCAAAAACCAGAUACAAUGGAAAUUGAUCUUUCGGAACCAGCCCCUCCCGGUUUAGAUUAGCAUAAAGUCAUUCCAGUGUUAAGAUCAGAAGCAUCGUUUGUCGGGUAUUUUAAUAAAUUAUAACUGUACAUUAUUACUGUGCGGCAUUAUAACUGUACAGUAAAUUUUUUUUUGCGUUGCUGACAGUCCAUAUUUAUAUCUCUAUUUGGCGCUAAGUAUGGAUUUAAAUCGGCUAAUAUUUAGCGCUAAGUGUGCAAGUGAAAGAAAUAAAAUUAUAUAUAAUUUAAUUUAAAAUAACAUUUACAGGCAGUAGUCUGUAAUUAGACAGACAGUAGUCUGUAGUAGUUAGGGUAAUUUCUCAAUACAUAUUGUUUUUUAUAAAUGAUUCGACACCAUAUACGGUCAUUAUUAGGUUUAUAAAUCAAUGUUAUUUUCUGAUCUUCAGUAUAAUCUGAACAUUUAUUUCGGUAUCUAAUAAAACAUAUAGAUAUUAUCCGACUUCUCAUAUUUAAUUAGCAUUUGUAACAAUACCAAAAUAUCAAUGAAAAAUCUUGAAAAAUAAAUCUUUUCGAAUAAUCUUGAUUUUAAUUGGAUUCCAAUUUUUAUUUGCGUGUGUGUGUGUGUGUGUGUGUGUAUAUAUAUAUAUAU
This is a messenger RNA of Vollenhovia emeryi, 4082 nucleotides long. RefSeq names its product symplekin (gene Sym). NCBI's taxonomy places the organism in Eukaryota, Metazoa, Arthropoda, Insecta, Hymenoptera, Formicidae. Gene Ontology annotation, cellular component: mRNA cleavage and polyadenylation specificity factor complex. The coding region runs from base 159 to 3494 and encodes 1111 amino acids. The record is from RefSeq and is a predicted model, not a curated record. The transcript is spliced from 16 exons.